AUGUGCUACUCCAAAACUGCACUGAAUAGCCAAUUCUUUUGUGGAAUUUGUACGAUGUCGUCUGCUUCAAAUAGCGGUAUUUUGACGAUGGCCAACACUUACCCAUUCCCACGUGCUUUUCAUGAUUUCACCAUUUGCGAUAUUGAAGAAGAAAAUUUCAACAAUAUUACUUGCCAAUCAAAUGAUAAUGUCAGUCAUAUUCCUGUAAUGGCCGAGGAAGUGCUGUCUGUUUUAAACCCUAAAGAAAACCAGAUAAUAGUUGACAUGACAUUUGGAUCUGGUGGUCAUACGAAAGAAAUCCUAAGAAGAUGUCCUUUGCUCAAACAACUAAUUGCCUUAGAUCGUGAUCCAGUUGCCUAUCAACUGUCAGUUGAUCUAUCCAAGCAAUUCAGACCAGGUCAGAUACUUCCUUUCCUUGGAACUUUCGAAGAUUUGCCUUCCCUUUUAUCAAAAGAAAAAAUUCCUGCAAAUAGCAUUGAUGGCAUCCUUAUCGAUGCUGGCGUCUCAUCAAUGCAACUGGAUACGGCUGAAAGAGGAUUUUCCCUCAGUAAAGAUGGAUUACUUGACAUGAGGAUGGAUGGACUUAGAAAUAAGGAUCAGCCAUCAGCUGCAAUGGUGAUUAACACUUUGGAUGAAAAAAACUUGUGUGCAGUAAUCAAAAAAUAUGGAGAAGAUAAAAAUGCUCAUAAAAUUGCCAGAGCUAUUAUUGAAGCUCGAGCUGCAUUUGGGAAGAUUGAAAGCACCAAACAUUUGGCAACUAUUGUGGCAAGUGUAUUUGACAGCCCCUUCAAUAAGGACAUGUUAGGUCGUCCAGCACAUGUUGCCACAAAGACAUUUCAAGCAUUACGAAUAUUUGUGAAUAAUGAACUCAAUCAGCUAUCAAAUGGACUACAUGUAGCCCAUCACUACCUUCGACCAGGAGGCAGAUGUGUUGUUCUCACUUUCCAUUCUCUGGAAGACCGAAUAGUAAAGAGACAUUUUCAUAGUAUUGAUCUCAAGGCUCCCAAGAAUAUGUCUUUGAGUUACCAACAACUUCAGAGCACAGUCAAAACAUUGGAUAAUGAAUUACUUCAGAGCAUUGUUAAUAAAAAAUGGACUCCCUUACAGAAAAAAGUGAUAACAGCAACCCAUGAAGAGAUCCUCAAAAAUCCACGAUCAAGAUCAGCAAAGUUGCGUGUAGCAACUAAGGAACGUGGUUCUGGAGAAAAAGAAUAA
Molecule: messenger RNA, 1215 nt
Organism: Acanthosepion pharaonis
Lineage: Eukaryota; Metazoa; Mollusca; Cephalopoda; Sepiida; Sepiidae
Source: the annotation of a GenBank genome assembly